CUGUUCCUAAAACUGCUUUUUCAACGGAAGAUGGUCACUACGAGUUUCUUAGGCUCCCUUUCGGGCUGAAAAAUGCACCCCCAUUCUUUCAAAGAAAUAUGAAUAUAUUGUUUGCUAAAAUGCCGAAUGUAUUAGUAUAUAUGGAUGAUAUAAUAGUAUUCUCUGACAAUUUGGAAGAACAUUUGAAACAUUUAAAAUCUGUUUUCAAGAAACUACAAAAUCACAAUCUCAAAAUACAGCUUGACAAAACCGAAUUUUUCAAAAGAGAAUUGUUAUACCUUGGCCACAUUGUUUCAGAACGCGGUAUUCAACCCAACCCAGCCAAAUUGCAGGCCAUAAAGGAUUUUAAAAUACCUAAAACCGAAAAACAAAUCAAACAAUUCUUAGGGUUAACAGGCUACUAUAGGAAAAUGAUACAGAACUAUGCAAAAAUCGCAAAACCUCUGACUCAGGCAUUGAAAAAGGAUGUAAAGAUCGAUAUUAAUAAUACAGAAUAUGUAAAUGCAUUUGAGAAAUUGAAAACAAUGUUACAGAACAGUCCAAUAUUACAACUCCCUGAUUUCUCUAAACAGUUCAUUGUCACGACUGACGCGAGCAAUUAUGCUAUAGGAGGGGUAUUAUCCCAAGUUUUUGAAGGAAAAGAUCUACCAGUAGCGUAUGCUUCGCGAACUUUGAAUAAACAUGAGAUCAAUCUCUCCACCAUAGAAAAAGAGUUAUUGGCUAUUGUCUGGUGCUGUAAAUAUUUCAGACCUUAUUUAUACGGACGGAAGUUUCUCAUUCAAACUGACCACAAGCCUCUCCAGUGGCUUCAUAGCAUCAAAGAACCGAACUCGAAACUCAUUAGAUGGAAACUAUUAUUAGAGGAAUUUGAUUUUGAUAUUAUUUACAUAAAUGGGAAGACCAAUUACGUAGCGGACGCUCUGUCUCGUCCUAAUAAUGUUCACAUGAUGGAAAAUGAGGAAGAUGAUUUUUUAGGUUUUGAAGAUGGCUUUCGCGGGUUUGCGAAUAUUGCUACUGACCCCCACGAAACUGGUCUAGAAGAUGGCUUUCACGGUUUUGAUAAUAGUGCUCACGACCCUGAUCAUGAAUUCGAUGAUAUUAACGUGGACGAAUUGCUGCGAUUCAAUACUCGUACUGAAGCUCCCUCCAUAGACGUUAGUUCCCUUGAUGAAAUUCUCCAACAAAUAGAUAACCCGGCCGAAGGAACUGAUAAUGAUGAUAUUAUAGGUAUUGAUAAUAGAAAUGACGGCGUUGUAAAUAAUGAUGCUAAUGAAAACAUUGUGCGUGAUAUUGAUUAUGAAAAUGUUGUAAAUAAUAAUGAAAAUGGUAAUGAACCUGAAGAUGAUAAUAACAGUUUAGCCACAAUACAUUCUCAAGAGAGUUCAAACGAGCAAGUAACUAUUGCUGAUGACGAUAAGAUUCUGAAUGUAGAACAUAACCAAUUAGUACUUGAACGAGGUGACCAACCCCCUCGCUUGAUUAAGAUUUUUGAUAAAAAUAGAUUGAUUAUUUAUUUUAGGAAUGCUAAUGAUUACGAUGACAUGAAGGACAAAUGUAUAGAGUAUUUGAAACCGAAUACAAAGUAUGGAGUUUUCUGCUCGCGUGCCGGAGCCCUAUACGAUGAGUAUGAACGGAUUUUUAACAAUUUCAAGAACGUACUGCUAGAGACUUUUGAUUCGAUCAAACUUAAACGGUAUAAAAGAAUGAACUUAGAUGUGACACAAAAUGAUGAACAAAAUCAGGUAAUCUCUAAUUAUCAUGAGGGUAAAACAUUCCAUCGCGGUAUCAAUGAAUCUUAUAAUCAAAUACGACGUAAAUAUUACUGGCCAUCAAUGCUACAGGACAUGACUGGUUACAUCAAUAAAUGUGCUGUUUGCUUAAAGGUUAAAUAUGACGGGAGACCCGUUCGAGUUGACUAUAAAAUCACACCAACUCCUGAAACACCGUUCGAAAAAAUACAGAUUGAUUGCUUCCAAUAUGACAAAAUAAAGUUUUUAACGAUGACUGACUGUUUUUCCAAACGGCUAACGGUUCAUCCAAUAAAAAGUUUGAACCAAGUUGAUAUCCAAGAAUGCUUAAACGACUAUUUCUCUGCUUUCCCCAUCCCCAAAAUUGUACAAAUGGACAACGGACGUGAAUUUGACAAUGCAGGCCUACGUGAUUUCCUGAGACUUUAUGGCAUUGAACCAUAUUACGUUACUCCCGGACACCCAGACUCACAAGGUUUGGUAGAAAGGACUCAUUCUACACUUAUUGAAAUUCUGAAUGCCAUUCAACUUGAAAAUAAAACCAACACCACUGAAACUAAUAUGAAAUUAGCGGUAAUUGCCUUCAAUAAUACUCUAAACUCUACAUUGAAAAUGUCUCCUAUGGAAAUAACAUAUGGAAUAUCGAAUAACCCUUUUGUAAACGGAAUAACAGAGAGAUUAGUAACUGAACAACUGUCCCAACAGUAUCUUGAACGAGUCAACCUAGUGCAUAAAAUGAUUAAGAAUAAAAUUGAAGAAGAAAAACAAAAACGUACUGAGAAAUUGAAUGUUAAUCGUGAGAAGAAUGUUGAAAUUGAAAACGAGCCACACAUAAAAUCGACAUUUAAUAAGAAAACAAAACCGAAAUUCAUCAAAGUAAAUUACGAUGCAACACAGCAAUUAGCUAGGAGUCCUAAAGCUAUCCAAAAACGCCCUUUCAAAUUGCACCCUAACAGAAUGAAACGGCCUAAAAAACCGGUGAAGGGUAAGAAAAAGGAUUUAUUUGUUACAGGACGUGAUGGUACUGCCCCUAAUUCUCCUGUUGCUGGCCCCAGCAACGUCUUAUAAGAUGGUAGAUUUGAGCAGAACAUCUGGUA
Messenger RNA from Nilaparvata lugens (brown planthopper), 2845 nucleotides. RefSeq lists its product as uncharacterized. Gene Ontology annotation, molecular function: nucleic acid binding. Lineage: Eukaryota; Metazoa; Arthropoda; Insecta; Hemiptera; Delphacidae. Bases 99 to 2816 code for a protein of 905 amino acids. Gene Ontology annotation, biological process: DNA integration. The record is from RefSeq and is a predicted model, not a curated record. The transcript is spliced from 2 exons.